CAAUCGCCUACCCUUGGCCAGCUGUCAUGUCUUACACCGUAUUGCACUAUUUCUCAGUUUCUGUUUAAUUUUUAUUUAUCAGUUUGAUUGACCGUUUCUACUUCCUGUAGCUGUGACGUAUUUGCGUCGCUACUUGUUGAGUCACAUUCACGUGUUGUUUUAACUGCGCACAGCUCGAGCUGCACCUGGCUGAGUUUGAAUUGAAGUUCAGCUGUCACAGGAAUAAUGAACACGUUGGUGACCAAGUUAGAGCACAAAUGGAUUAGUUUGACGUUGAAGCAACACUGGACAACAGCUAUGGCAGCUUCCAAGGUCCAGCUCUCCACACUUCCUCCAGAGCCUGUCAUCCCCUCUAAGAAGCCCUUCAAAGUGGAGCUGAUUGGUGGAAAGCGUUACUCAUGGUGCACCUGUGGACACAGCAAGAAACAGCCUUUCUGCGACGGAGCCCACAAGACCAAAGCCAAAGGCCUGACCCCGCUACGCUUUGUCCCAGAGAAAGACGCCACAGUUUGGUUGUGUGGUUGCAAGUACACAAACAACCCACCGUACUGUGACGGCACACACAAGCAGGACUUCAUUGUGUCUGCCCCACUACAUGAACCAACUGACUCUUGAACAGGAAGGUUGUCUUAGAGGCGAGCAUUAAUGAUGCUGUUGCGUUCACAUGCACUUUAAGAAAGCAGAACAAUCUGAUCAAUCAUGACAAGUGUUUGAACCUUGUGUGUUGUCAGUGUGUAUCUCAGUGCAGUGAAGAGAAUGGUGAUGAAGAAGUUAAAACCACAGUCCUCAUUUGUCCUGCUGUCCGUCUUUUCUAUGGUGGAGACAAUGUGGCAUUAACAGCAGGGUUGGAUGAUAUGAUGAUAUACUGUGAUGUAAGAGAGGUUCGUGCACAGAGGGAGAUUUUACCAUAUGGUUCAUGCUGAGAUGGCUAAAAAAUCUUUGUUGUAUUAGGCCAUUGUGGACAAUGUGCCAUCUUGUCUUCCUUAUAUGCUUUUGUUUAUUUAAGUUAAGAAAUAAAUAGUAUAUGCGACCUAACUGUCUGUUUUAAUGAUAUCAAAUAAAGACAAACUGUAAAAACUGA
Molecule: messenger RNA, 1081 nt
Organism: Epinephelus lanceolatus (giant grouper)
Lineage: Eukaryota; Metazoa; Chordata; Actinopteri; Perciformes; Serranidae
Cellular component (GO): mitochondrion
Molecular function (GO): 2 iron, 2 sulfur cluster binding
Source: RefSeq, a predicted model, not a curated record